UCGUGAGGUGUGUUGGCCUGCGCACCGGACAGUGUCUGGUGCGCCACUAGCUGCACCAAAUCUUGUUUACUCCAAACUUUGUAGAAUUCCCUCAAUUCUUUUUCUUUGCAUGUUAAUGUUGAACUUGAUGCACCUGAGAAAAAUAGCAACUAGACAAACUAGUUAGUCCAUAUGGUUUGUGAUGGACAUCAAACACCAAAAUCAAUUAUAGGAAAUGGUUAAGCCCAUUUCCCUUUCAACAUCAUUCCCAUUGACAAUCGGCUUUCCUCCAAAUACCAUGUUGUUUGUGCUAAUAUACACAAGCCUUCUGACACCUUGCUCAUGGCAAGCGUUCAGUACAUUGGAGGUCCCAUUGAUAUUGACCUCAUCAGAUCUCUUAGUCUACAACAUUUCCUUCCCUGACAUGCCAUAAGAAGCAAGGUGAAAAACACAAUCCACUCCACGGAAAGCCCUCCACACAUCAUCCUUCUUUCUUAUGUCCCCUACGAAACAAGGCCUUAAGAAACUGAUGAAUCAUUCCACAAGCUAUAUAUUGGUAACCAGUUGCAUUAAACACAAAGAAACAGAAGGUAACAUGGUGAUUGCAUGUAAAACAUGUACAGAAACAACUAUGCAAGAGACACCAACUAUUUAAUUAGAUACAUAGAUACACAAAAACAACUAUGCAAGGGACUCCAUCAUGCACACCACUACCGAAUGUCAAUAGAAAACCAGAAAUCCCCAAGAUCACAAACGCUGAUCAGGCCUUACCCCUUAGACAGAAACUGCUCACGAGCGUCUAAACAUGAGGUGGUUGCGGUACACCGACCCUGGCUAAGCGUGAGGGGGCACAUCUCCUCAUGCUCUGGGGAGGGGGCAGAUCUCCGCGUUCAUCAGCGAGGCAGCAGGUGAGGGCGCUGGAAUGCUAGGCGUCAGGAUCCUUGUGCUUUGUCGCCAUUGCUGGCUCAGCAAGGCAGCGGGUGUGGGGUUACGAGGUUUGGGCCGGAUUAUUGAUGGGUAGGCAUGGAUCUACCCGGUAUUUGAUGGGGCAGGCGAGGGCGACCAUCUCGGAGGCCAUCGGGUGCCGAUGGAAGGGGAUGGCGGGGAGCGUGGCGAGGAUGGCGUGGGAGGUCUCGUGCCGCCCAGAUCGACGGAGAACCGGGUGGAUCCCCUCGGGCACCGAUGGAAGGGGAUGGCGGGGAGCAUGGCGAGGAUGGCGGGACAUGAGCACAACACAGGGGCGAUGAUGGCGGGGCGUCGACGGAGAUUUUCCUAGGAUUGCGCUAGGGGUUCACCGCGAGGAUUUGUUGGCGAGGCGUCGGCAAAAGUGCGUCGUGCACAAGGAUUUGGGGGCGAGGCGGGUUUGGGGGAAUGAUGAGCAAAAGCACGAGGGGAGGACAGGCGCGGGGCAUAAUCGUGGUGCACGUGUGGACGACUAUAAUAGGAUUAUAUAGAGUAGCAGGAAAAAACAGAUGGUCCAAACGCGAGCGAGAGAGACCAACCGGACAAAGGAAACGUCGCUGCACCGGAGCGCUACAAUAUAACCCCAACACAACACGAACAAACUAACCUUAUCGGUUUAUCUAUCUUUCUAUCCACAUUCCCAUCUGAGAUAGGAGAGGGCAAGGAUGCUGCUCCUGAGUUCCCCCUUCGUGUCCGUGUCGCCGCCGCCGCCGCCGCUCAUCUCCCAUGGCGCUCGCCCGGCGCUGCGGAUCGAGGCGGUCAGGCAGCUGACGAGGCGGGUGGUGACGACCAAGGCGGACAAGACGAUCGGGGUGGAGGUGGUGCACCUGGCUCCACACCCCAAGUACAAGCGCCGGGAGCGCAUCAAGAAGAAGUACCAAGCGCACGACCCCGACAACCAGUUCAAGGUCGGCGACGUCGUCGAGCUCCAACCCUCCUGUCCCAUCUCCAAGACCAAGCACUUCCUCGCCAUCCCGCUCCCGCCCCGUGACACUCGCCGCAAGUCUCAGCUCCUACCGCCGCUCCAGUCCGACGACAGCCAGGAGUCAUCCUUGCGAGAGUGAUUGAUUGCUGCCUGCCUAUGGCUUCGUCGUAAGGUACCAGCUCCUCUCCAUCAGAGGUGCUGCUUCCCAAUUCCAAAUGUGAAUCCAUGUGUGUUUUUGUCAGACUGUUUUCUUUUCGAUCAAAGGCUUUAGCCCAAUUUCAUCCGAAAUAGUUGUUGCCCUUGUUGGAACCGAUCCAUGGAUAUAGCUGCAUAUUCCCAUUCUGAUGUCGUGUGUUCUAUUGAAAUGCUUAUUUUGCCUAAUAUACUUAAUUUAGAUUUUUCGAGAAAUCGGUUAAUCACUAAAGAUGCAUGGGUUAGGGUUUAGGGUAAACCCAAAUAAAUAAAUGACCAGUAUCUUAUUAAGGGCAUGUUCAUUUCACCCCCACUCCAUUAAUGUGUUCGUUGGUGAGAUGUGGGCCAUCCAGCCUGUAACACCCACUUUAAAAGAAAAGUCUAGAAAGAGAAAUUAUAUUACCUUAUAUCUAUAUGUGUUAUCUAUGUUUCUCAUUUCGUGUGAGCACCACAAUUAAACAAAUAAAUAGUUAAGAAAAGACACUCAAAUAAUACAUGCAUCAUGCUGGUAUUUUAUUU
Messenger RNA from Zea mays, 2578 nucleotides. RefSeq names its product 30S ribosomal protein S17, chloroplastic-like. Gene Ontology annotation, molecular function: structural constituent of ribosome. Gene Ontology annotation, biological process: translation. The transcript has a single exon. The coding region runs from base 1608 to 2006 and encodes 132 amino acids. The record is from RefSeq and is a predicted model, not a curated record. NCBI's taxonomy places the organism in Eukaryota, Viridiplantae, Streptophyta, Magnoliopsida, Poales, Poaceae. Gene Ontology annotation, cellular component: ribosome.